AUGAGCAGAAAGACGCGAGACACAAAAGCCGUGGCCAGAGGGGAAGAGGCGGCCGCUCAGCCCCCGCGCGCGGCGGGGCGCCAGGCCAUCGACGCCACCCGGGCAGCGGCCACCAAACUUCUGCGACGUCGGAUCUCCGCGAGUGGCUGGGGCCCCGUGGGGUCCCUUUGCAUACUUCAGAGCCCGCUGCCCUUGCUGCCGGUCUCCACGCGCGCCGACUGCCCGGCUUUCCUUCCUCCUCACUUUUUGGCCUCGCUGUCCCCACUGUCUGUCCCCGCCCCUCGCGCCGGCUCCCGCUGCUGGACUUUGUGGCUACGGCUGGUAGGGGACGCGCGCCCAACAAAGGGACCUGGCUCCCGGCGGCGUCCCAGCGCGCGGUCCACCUCGGAUGGUGGAGAGAUGGGGGACAGGCUGUUCUGA
This is a messenger RNA of Peromyscus maniculatus bairdii (prairie deer mouse), 420 nucleotides long. The record is from RefSeq and is a predicted model, not a curated record. NCBI's taxonomy places the organism in Eukaryota, Metazoa, Chordata, Mammalia, Rodentia, Cricetidae.